Diabrotica virgifera virgifera (western corn rootworm) is the source of this 2977-nucleotide messenger RNA. Its product is annotated as transmembrane protein 145. The coding region runs from base 63 to 1592 and encodes 509 amino acids. The record is from RefSeq and is a predicted model, not a curated record. NCBI's taxonomy places the organism in Eukaryota, Metazoa, Arthropoda, Insecta, Coleoptera, Chrysomelidae. The transcript is spliced from 5 exons. Gene Ontology annotation, biological process: response to pheromone; G protein-coupled receptor signaling pathway.
UGUCACUGUCAGUGGUGGCAAGUUGGAGGUAUCAUGUCACAAUUUUGUAUUUUCAAACAAAAAUGUCUAAGAACAACAUAUUUAAAGCAACGAUAUUGUUAAUUUGUGUAUUUAUUCAAAAUGGACAGUGCACCCAUCUAAAGGGAACAUUUAAAUCGGACGAGUUCUUUAAGUUUCUAAUAAAAUUCGGGUUCCAAAAGACUGAUCAGCACCAGGCAGAAUCUAGUCAUGGAUACAUUUUCGGAAACAUCACUUCAAAACAAAAGUUUUCAGUUCCUAUAACGUUUGCAGUACUCGAUAGGCAGUAUUUUCUAGAUUAUUAUAAAAACAGAGUUAUUUAUGACAAAGAUCGGGCAUGUAAGAAUAUGUUUAGUACUCUGAAAACGAGAGCAUACGAUAGCAAAUGUAGUAAAGAAGGAAAGGAUUAUUUGAGGAGGAUUCCUUGCGCGAAAGGUAAACUAUGCGAAGACGAAGAUAAUCCAUAUCAUGUCGUGAAGAAUAAUCAGUUUACUUAUGUUAUCCAGGACUUCAAACAGCCUUCUUUUUGGUACCUAUCAAUAGUAGCCUGCUACCAUGACGUCUCAACCUGCGAGUGGAAAUAUUACCAUACAUACACUCCCUACGAAAUCGACUACGACAUUUGGCUCGUCAAUGGCAACCCAAACGGUUCCUCGAUCAGUACCUUGACGUACCAGUUUUCCUUCGACAGGCAGAACACGUUGGAGCUGUAUUUGGUGUUUUGGUUGUGCUAUAUGGUAUUAGUUCCUCUUCAGUGCCAUGCUGUUAAGACGCAGAAACAUCCUGUAACUAGGUUGUUUACAGCUAGUUUGAUAUUGGAUUUUAUAGCUUUGUGUCUAAUAUUAGUACAUACGUUGAGGUAUGCUCUGGAUGGUGUGGGGUAUCCCAAGUUGGCUAUGACCGGAGAUAUUUUUGAUAUAUUAUCUAGGACUUCAUUCAUGCUUCUUCUGCUCCUGUUAGCCAAAGGAUGGGCCGUUACUCGUUUAGAGCUUACCUGGAAGCCUUUAGUGUUUGCCAUAUGGUUGUGCUAUGGUAUAGUGCACAUCCUUUUAUAUGUUUGGAAUUUGACGGAAGUAGAUAUUAUAGAAGACAUAGAUGAAUACCAAACGUGGCCUGGAUGGUUAAUAAUAGUUUUUAGGUCAUUAAUAAUGAUCUGGUUUUUAUACGAGCUGCGUACUACCAUGUUGUAUGAACAUAAUACGCAAAAGUUGAAUUUUUUACUACAUUUCGGGGCCUCUAGCUUGGUCUGGUUCAUUUAUUUGCCCAUUUUAGCGCUUAUCGCUUUACAUGUGUCUGCGUUGUGGAGAUUCAAACUGUUGUUAGGUAUAACUUACUCUGCGGACUGUUUCGCGUACUGCGUGAUGGCCCACCUGUUAUGGCCGACGCGUUCCGAGCAGUACUUCCUCCUGAAGGGCCCCUCAUCGGCCGACCUCGAGGAGCUAGACGAGUUCAACGAAGCGCCGCACAUCGUCAACAACUCCUACACCUCGAUGUCCAGCAUAAACUCCUAUGAGAUUUGUAAAUACGACGCAAACGACACCCAAAAAACCAAACUGAUCAACGUCAACACGUGAGGGGAAUUUUUUCAGCUGUUUAUGUGUUUUUGUGUCGAUUGCGGAGGCUGUGUUGAAACGAAAAAAGCGAGAUUUUGACUUUUUACAUACUGACGUAGUUUAUGUUAAACUUAGGCGGUUACCUAUUUGAUAAGUUGAAAACGUAUUUUUGUGCAAUAUCGCCAAGUCAAUUUAAGAAUGAAUAUUUAGGAUUCCUAAAUAGUUAUAGAUUAGAGAUUCAUAUAUACUGCAGACUUCUUGACCAGUUGCUACAUUCGCCUUUUUUUCAUCACUUAUGUGUUAAAUAUCGAUAUUUACAGUACAUUUUACUUAAUAGUUUCAUUUUACUUAAUAUAGACUUUUAUUACAUCAUCAUUAUCAUCAAUAUAGUGCUACCGCCCUCAAGAGUGUUGACUGCGCCAUGUUCUAUUCUUUAAAGCGUCUUGUGUCAUCCCAACUGCCCACCUGACCUUUGAUCUACCCAGUUUACACGUAUCCACCGCUUGCGCAACUGAUUUUUUUCUUAUAUUUGAUUCUAGUGUCUAGGCUACCCCUCUACCUCCUGUUUUGUCCAUUUGUAGACGGAUUAGAUUGAUUUUAGCUAUAACCAAUAUAUAGACAUCGAUUUAUUUUCUGCAAACAGCAGAAAUAAAAAGGAGAAGACUCGCAUGGGUGACAUUCGGAAACAUGAGCUCAUCAUCAUCAGCCAAAUUUGUCCACUGUCGGACAUAGGCCUCCUCAAGAUGUCUCCACCCUUCUCUGUCCUGCGCAGCUGCAAUCCAGUUUGUUGCUAUUCUUUUAAUGGCGUCGGGCCAUCUGGUAGGUGGUCUUCCACGACUUCGCUUGUCUGCCCUUGGCCGCCACUCUAAAAUCUUCUUUGUCCAAAAUGUUCUGUUGUCUCGGAGAGACAACAGAAACAUGAGCUAUAUCCUGAAAACCAGAAAUAUGCUCAAUACCUCCGCACAAAAGUAUAUGAUCAAUGUGUCCUACCAGUACUUAUAUAUGGCGUACAGACAUGGACCUUCACAAAGGAAAAGAUGGCCAAGACUCAGGGCAAUGAAAAGGUAGAUGCUGGGCAUCAAGCUAAGUGAUAGCUAUGUUUUCUCCUACUCUUAGCUCUAACUUCAGAUCUCUUGUGCAGAGCACUUUUCUCAUUUUGUUAAAUUUCGCUAUAUUCUAAUUUUAAUCUCCUGGAAGUAAUAAUUAUUAGUGGAGUUGUUCCAAGAUAUGCAUAUUGUUCUACUCGUUCGACAAUGGUUCCGUUUAUGAGGAGAUUCUCGUUAUUUCUUUGGUUUUAGAUAUUCUCAUAAAUUUUGUCUUCUUGAUGUUCAUUGUUAGACCGUAUUCUUGGCUAUACAUCGUUAUUCUGUUCACCAGUCUCUGAAGAGUUCACGGUCAAGUGAAUC